AUAUAGGGGGUGGGUAGGGAGUCCGGUAAAUCUGCCCACAAAUAGGAACAGAAACUCUGAAAGGGCAAAAGUCACCCUGUGGUACCCUGUGACUCCUAUCACUAACCCCCUGCAAUUCCUACCCACCAACAUUCCUCUCAGGUUACAAUGGGGACCCGUCACGAGGUUUUAAGCCUUUAUCGGCAGAUUUUCCGAAUAGCAAGAAAAUGGCAGGCAGCAUCAGGACUUAAGGAAGAAACUAUAAAAGAGAAAAAAUACAUUGUGGAUGAAGCUAGAAAGUUAUUCUAUAAAAACAAAAAGAUUACAGAUCUUCAGAUGAUUAAAAUGUGUAUAGAAGAAUGCAAGGCAAGAGUGGAGAUUGGAUUGCAUUAUAGGAAUCCAUACCCCAGGCCUAUCCAUCUGCCUCCACUGGGACUUGCCGUCCCACACAGUAAAGUUCUGCGUACCCAGGAAAAGCUCAGGAAGCAAGCCAAGCCUGUUUAUUUAAAGUCAUAUGAUGAAAUCUCCUAGUCAUGGCAGCAGAUCUAUCAUAAUUAAAUUAUAUUGUUGUAUCACAAGCCAUGUUUGCGGUAUGAUGAGGUUUAACCACAAGAUGGACUCUGUAAAUCAAAGCUGCCACUGUGUUGCACUGCAGAACAGGGUCAUUCCCAUUCAUGCUGGUUAGUCACUCAAAUUAUUCAGCAAGGAACCUAUUUGUAAUAAAAGGGGGGGGGUCCAAGAUUUAUUCCAUUCAUAAUAGAGUGCACCUAAGUUUCCACACCCAUCCAAUAUAAUUGACCAAUAUUUUUCAUUUGUACUGGUGAACCAGGGGUAAUUGUUACAACCCCCCCACCCACAAAAAAUAUGGGAAUGUCUUUGUGUAUAUGCCGAUUGCUUAGGACCCAACUUAAUCUUCAUUCACAGUUCUCUGUAGAAGGAAACUGAGGCAGUGACUGCUUUGAUUUAAAAUAGGCCCUGAAAUAAUAUCUACACAGAAGCCCAAACAGCCCCCCACCAGCCCAAUAAAUAGUGACUGUCAAUCAAAGUACUUAACUGUCAACCAUUGUGUCGGCAUCUGGAUCUUCUACUCACUCUGUUUGUUACUGUUUUCAAAGGGGUGACACACCUGGACUACAACUUCUAGAUAUAUUUGUGACAAGAUACCAAGUUGCACCUGAGUCAGUCCCUUAAGGUGGCCAUACACAUAACAAUUCCGAUCUUUCCUGCAACCAUAGGUCUCAGGAACGAUUGAUCGUUUCCCCCAAUGACGUUCAGGGCUGAAUCGUCAGAAACAAUAGAGAUUCUACCUCCACCUGCCUCUCCAGCCCUAAACUCAGAUUUUGUUUGGGCACCUGAUCAAAAUCUUUGAUCCGUAGCCUUUUGAAGUAUCAGUCACCUCUUCGAGCCGCCAUUCAGGGGCCGAAUAUUGUACGAAACUAGGUUUCAGGCAAUAUCAUUGGUGUGUGUAUGGCCAGCUUUAGUCAUUGUGACAAACUGGAACUGGAUACGCAAUUUACUCCUGACACAGUGGUGAUGCUUUCCGAACCCCAGAUUAUAGAAUAUCAGUGGUAGUGCCCACAAUCUCACCUUUGUCUUCAGAGUCUCCGUUUCAUUAAUGUAAAUAAGUCUUUAUUUGAAAUGUUUAUUACCCUUAAAGGGGACCUGUCACCCUAAGAAAUAAUUUCAAUUUUUUUUUUUAGUUAAGCAAAAUAAACUUCACUUACACUAUAUAAAUAAUAUAAAUCUUGCUUCCUUCAGUCUGGGAAUUACACAAUCACAGCAAGAAGGCAGGCGCCAUUUUGUGGACAUUUUUAUUAAUGCGAGCUUUGUAUCACCCCAAAAUCUUGUUUAUGUGCCAGAAUGGGGGGACCUGAUACCCAUACCCAUGCACACAAUUAGAUAGUGAGGAGGGAGGGGGAGAGUGAGGAGAGCAGUGACAUCUAAGAAGUGCUGAAUGGAAAGUAAAAGUUAUUGUCUGCCCCGCCUCUAUGCUGAAGGCGGGGCAAGCAAUAUAUGAUUGGCAGCUGGGAUUUUCAAAUGCCUUGAUAAUGGGUAUGAAUAUGUUAAUGAAAAAAUGAAUUUGGGUUUCAUGUUUAAUUUGAAAAGGACUUUUAUUAUACAGCUUUUUAUAUCUGAGUGACAGGUUAAAAGCGUUUCAAUAAAUUUUGCAAGUAAAA
This is a messenger RNA of Xenopus tropicalis (tropical clawed frog), 2156 nucleotides long. RefSeq names its product LYR motif containing 1 (gene lyrm1). The transcript is spliced from 4 exons. Lineage: Eukaryota; Metazoa; Chordata; Amphibia; Anura; Pipidae. Gene Ontology annotation, cellular component: mitochondrion. Bases 148 to 510 code for a protein of 120 amino acids. The record is from RefSeq and is a predicted model, not a curated record.